Messenger RNA from Canis lupus familiaris (dog), 1691 nucleotides. RefSeq names its product major histocompatibility complex, class II, DQ alpha 1 (gene DLA-DQA1). Gene Ontology annotation, molecular function: MHC class II protein complex binding. Gene Ontology annotation, cellular component: MHC class II protein complex; membrane. Gene Ontology annotation, biological process: antigen processing and presentation of exogenous peptide antigen via MHC class II; positive regulation of T cell activation; immunoglobulin production involved in immunoglobulin-mediated immune response. The record is from RefSeq and is marked provisional. NCBI's taxonomy places the organism in Eukaryota, Metazoa, Chordata, Mammalia, Carnivora, Canidae.
GAAGAGGAUGAUCCUAAACAGAGUUCUGAUUCUGGGGACCCUCAUCCUGACUAUUAUGAUGAGCCCCUCUGGAGGUGAAGACAUUGUGGCUGACCAUGUUGCCUACUACGGCAUAAAUGUCUACCAGUCUUACGGUCCCUCUGGCCAGUACACCCAUGAAUUUGAUGGCGAUGAGGAGUUCUACGUGGACCUGGAGAAGAAGGAAACUGUCUGGCGGCUGCCUGUGUUUAGCACAUUUACAAGUUUUGACCCACAGGGUGCACUGAGAAACUUGGCUAUAACAAAACAAAACUUGAACAUCAUGACUAAAAGGUCCAACAAAACUGCUGCUACCAAUGAGGUUCCUGAGGUGACUGUGUUUUCCAAGUCUCCUGUGAUGCUGGGUCAGCCCAACACCCUCAUCUGUCUCGUGGACAACAUCUUUCCUCCUGUGAUCAAUGUCACGUGGUUGAAGAAUAGGCACUCCGUCACAGAAGGGGUUUCUGAAACCAGCUUCUUCGCCAAAGGGGAUCAUUCCUUCUCAAAGAUCAGUUACCUCACCUUCCUACCUUCUGCUGAGGAUAUUUAUGACUGCAAAGUGGAGCACUGGGGCCUGGAUGAGCCACUUCUGAAACACUGGGAACCUGAGGUUCCAACCCCUAUGUCAGAGCUGUCAGAGACUGUGGUCUGUGCCCUGGGGUUGGCUGUGGGCCUUGUGGGCAUCGUGAUGGGCACCGUCUUCAUUAUCCAAGGCCUGCGCUCAGGUGGUACUUCCAGACAUCAAGGACCUUUGUGAGCUGCACCCUAGAAAGGAAGGUGCACUGCAUGCCCACCUCCCAGAGCAGAAGAGUGGACCUGAUAGGCCACCUAGCACUAUUUCCUUGCCCAGUUCAUCAUACUCCUACUCUCUACCAAUGCUUCUCUGUCACCUCUUCUCUGGGACUCAAGAACUAUAUCCUCUGAGUGCUAACCCUUUAAAUUCUACCCCUUCCUUGACUGCCUGUUUUUGUUUGUUUGUUUUCUUUUCUUUUCUCAAUUGUCAACUACAAUGAGAUCUCUGGGAUAUCCCAACCAGUUACCUGAUCCCUCAUUACUCUGAUCUAGCAUUCCCAUGGAAAUAAUAAUUUUCUCUUUAAGAGAUCCUUUAGAUCAAUUUUUCCUGUCUUUCAUCUCAGGGCUGAUUAGGACUUUGGUCCCCCCUUUUAUUAUACCUUCCUAAUCUCACUUUCCAUAUUAUGUUUCAUGCCCAGCAACACCAGAAAAUGCAGGUAUAGGCUGAUAAUAUUUUGAUAUCUUAGGUAAGGAUAAUGGUUCUCUCUUCCUGUUAUUCUCAUGUUUGGGUACUGCCACACUCCCCCAAUUCAGACACCAAGAAAAGUAAUAUAAGCCCUCUGACCUUGGUGUAAAUUUGGUAUAGAAGAAAUACAAAGCCAAGAAAUAAGUUCAUACUUCUUUUAACAUAAUUUUAGAAAGCUAUGACAGAGAAAUAAGUUAAGAUAAAGAAAUUUUGAAUUUCAAAAGUACCAAAAGACAAACUGUUUUCCAAAACUUUAAAAUUUCAAUUUGUGAAGAAUGAAUGAUGAUAGGAGAAGCUUUCCUCUCCCAUCCUCACCCAUGAGAAGAUAAGAAUUCUUUAGGCAGGAAAAUAAAUGGAAGUCGGGUAAGAGAGCAUUAGAAUAAGACCAUAAAGUAAGUAACUGAGGACAGGUACU